GCUCCGAAGCCGUUUCCGGCCACCUCAGCGGGAAGCGGAGACGCCAGCGGCUCGCUGUUGGGGAGCUUAGCCGGAGGUGUAACCGGCCACCGCGGGAGAAGAAGGGGCACUGACUGAGGCGGCCUGGUCUCCGUAGCCAGGAAGAUGGUGCUGCUGACGAUGAUCGCCCGUGUGGCGGACGGCCUUCCGCUGGCCGCCUCGAUGCAGGAGGACGAGCAGUCAGGCCGGGACCUUCAACAGUAUCAGAGUCAAGCUAAGCAACUCUUUCGGAAGUUGAAUGAACAGUCCCCUACCAGAUGUACCUUGGAAGCAGGAGCCAUGACUUUUCACUACAUUAUCGAGCAAGGGGUGUGCUACUUGGUUUUGUGUGAAGCUGCCUUCCCUAAGAAGUUGGCCUUUGCCUACCUAGAAGACUUGCACUCGGAAUUUGAUGAACAACACGGAAAGAAGGUGCCCACUGUGUCUAGGCCCUAUUCCUUCAUCGAGUUUGAUACCUUCAUUCAGAAAACCAAGAAACUCUACAUCGAUAGCCGUGCUCGGAGAAAUCUAGGCUCCAUCAACACCGAAUUGCAAGAUGUGCAGAGGAUCAUGGUGGCCAAUAUUGAAGAAGUCCUGCAGCGGGGAGAAGCACUCUCAGCAUUGGAUUCAAAGGCUAACAAUUUGUCCAGUCUAUCUAAGAAAUACCGCCAGGAUGCGAAGUACCUGAACAUGCGUUCCACUUACGCGAAGCUUGCAGCAGUAGCUGUGUUUUUCAUCAUGCUGAUAGUGUAUGUGCGGUUUUGGUGGCUGUGAGAUGUGAACCUAGUCACUAGAGAGGGAGAACCUAGAACCCAGCAGGUGUAUGUUUUCAGGAAACUGAGCUCACAGGGCUGUGUAUUAGAAUCCACGUGGAACUUCUGCCUCUAAAGACCUUGUAAGAAAAGACCUGUCCUGAAAAUGAAAGAUGGCACCUCGUUUAAGGAAGCUUGACCCAUGUGGAAGUCUCUCUGAGGCAGAGACUUCUCUGGGUGCUGAGCUAUGUGUAUUAGGGAACAGUAGGUUGUCUGUUUUGUUUCUCCCCCUCCCAGUACAUUUGUGAGACAGCAGAACUGGGGCAUUCUCUCUCUGAUGGAGCCAUCAGUGAGAUUUAAGGUAGCCAACCCAUUCUAGCAGCAUCCUGAAAUUCUGUCAAAAGAAGGCGGCCCUUUGGGGAGUCCUAACUUUAAUCGACAUUCCUGUGUUGGUAAGGUGUGAUUGACUUUCAAGACUCGAAGUAUGUGACGGUUGUUGCUUUGAUGCACAGCUCCUGUGUGUUGGCCAUUGUAGGAAGUUAACUUUUGUUGUUUUCCUUUGAUAUUUUGCUUAUUGCACAGUUGCUUUGGAAUUAAAUCAAUUAUAUAAUAUGCCUUGAAA
Messenger RNA from Mus pahari (shrew mouse), 1392 nucleotides. RefSeq names its product SEC22 homolog B, vesicle trafficking protein (gene Sec22b). Gene Ontology annotation, cellular component: Golgi membrane; endoplasmic reticulum membrane; ER to Golgi transport vesicle membrane. The coding region runs from base 145 to 792 and encodes 215 amino acids. Gene Ontology annotation, molecular function: SNAP receptor activity. NCBI's taxonomy places the organism in Eukaryota, Metazoa, Chordata, Mammalia, Rodentia, Muridae. The record is from RefSeq and is a predicted model, not a curated record. The transcript is spliced from 5 exons. Gene Ontology annotation, biological process: vesicle fusion with Golgi apparatus; endoplasmic reticulum to Golgi vesicle-mediated transport; retrograde vesicle-mediated transport, Golgi to endoplasmic reticulum.